This is a messenger RNA of Trichosurus vulpecula (common brushtail), 1218 nucleotides long. Its product is annotated as transmembrane protease serine 11B-like. Gene Ontology annotation, biological process: proteolysis. Gene Ontology annotation, molecular function: serine-type endopeptidase activity. The transcript has 9 exons. The coding region runs from base 1 to 1218 and encodes 405 amino acids. The record is from RefSeq and is a predicted model, not a curated record. Lineage: Eukaryota; Metazoa; Chordata; Mammalia; Diprotodontia; Phalangeridae.
AUGAUUACCCUUAUCUUGUUUGGAAUUCUGGUGGUCUUGGGAGUAAUCAUUGGUCUCCUUGUUCAUUUUUUGGCAACUGAAAGGACCCACUAUUACCAAGGUAGCUUUCAUAUCUCUGGUGUCUCAGACAGUUAUGACUGUGGGAAGAGAGCUUCACAGAAAAGCAAAGCUCUGAUUGAAAAAAUAGAGAAUCUGAUAUCUGAUACAUUUUAUAAUUCCAGCAUAUCCAGAGAGUAUAUUAGCUCACAAGUCAUCCAACUACCUGCUGAGACCAAUGGUGUGAUGGCUAAAAUUUGGCUGGCAUUUAAGUUUGUUCUUGCAAAGAGGGAUGGCAUGAGGAGAAAAAUUCAAAAUAUCUUACAUCAGAUGCUAAAGGACAACAAAACAUCCUUGACCACAGAUCCCUCUUCUCUUAAGAUUAUGGAAAUCAGUGAAGAGGAUGCUGAAAAGCUUGUUAUCAACUGCUGCGGGAGACGACUAAGACUGUUGUCAGAUGACCUAAUCAUAGGAAAUAACAGAAUCAUAGGAGGAAAGCCUUCCAAGGAAGGAGAAUGGCCGUGGCAAGCCAGUCUAAAACUGAACGGUCAGCACGAGUGUGGGGCGUCUCUGAUCAGCAAUAAGUGGUUGGUGUCUGCAGCUCAUUGUUUCGCACGGCGUAAUGACACCAAAAAAUGGACUGUCGCUUUUGGAAAUGUGGUAAACCGUCCCUACAUGGAACGAAAUGUUAAGACCAUCAUUUUACAUGAAGAUUAUCGAUCUCCUCUGAUCCAUGAUGACAUUGCUUUGGUGGAACUUGCUAAAGAAGUCACUUUCACGAACAAUAUCCGUGCCAUUUGUCUUCCUGAAGCCACACAGAAUUUUUCAGCAGGUGAAAUGGCUGUUGUUACAGGAUGGGGAACACUUUCUAUGCAUGGACCUUUGCCACUGAUACUUCAACAAGCCACUGUACAAAUCAUUGAUACAGACACUUGCAAUGCCUCAGGGGCAUAUUCUGGUUCGAUUAAAAAUUCCAUGCUGUGUGCAGGAUAUAUGAGUGGAAAAAUUGAUGCCUGUCAGAAUGACUCUGGUGGACCACUAGCUUCACUUAGUUCUAGAGGUGUCUGGUACCUCAUUGGAAUAGUGAGCUGGGGAGAAGGAUGUGGUAAAGUGAACAAGCCAGGCGUCUACACCAGACUGACUUUCUACCGUGACUGGAUUACUAAAAAAACUGGAAUUUAA